GUUGAUGCCGUGCAGGUCAAACUGCUGUUGAAACAUGGCGAGGCACCGGGGCGUCACCUCUUUGGUGGCACUAGCACUGCUAGCAUGCUUAGCUAGGACUGAUGGCCGCGACGGCGGUGGCAGCGGUGGCAGCGGCAGCGGCGGCAGCGGUGGCACCGACGGCCAAGAUGGCAGCGAUGGCCAAGACGGCAGCGAUGGUGGUGGCGGGGGCGGCGGCGGCGGUGCUGGAGGAGGCGGGGACGGUGGCGGCAGCGGGGGCGCUGGUGGCGCCGGCGGCAGCGCCUUUGGCGCCAGUGCCUUUGGCGCCAGUGCCUACAAUGUCCUCAACCGUCCUCUGUUACCCGGCGGCGGUGGUGCCGGCGGGGGCGGUGGCGCCGGCGGCAGCGGGGGCGGUGGUGGCACUGGUGGCGCCGGUGGCGACGGCGGCAGCGUCUUUGGCGCCAGUGCCUACGAUGUCCUCAACCGACCUCUGUUACCCGGCGGCGGUGGCGCUGGCGGCGGCGGGGGCGCUGGUGGUGCCGGCGGCAGCGCCUUUGGCUCCAGUGCCUACGAUGUUCUCAACCAUCCUCUGUUCCCCGGCGGCCACGAAGGCAUCGUUCACGGAGGCGGCCCCGCCUUCUUCACCCCCUACGGCCCCGUCUUCAACACCCCCUACGGCCCCGUCCUCUACACCUCCUACGGCCCCGUCUUCUACAGCGGCCACAGAAGCCACGGCGAACACGGCGGAAACCAUGGCCACGGCGGACACUGGGGCCACGGCAACCACGGCAGACACCGGGGCGACCGCGACCACCGCGGUCACCGGGGCAACCGCGACAACCGGGACCACCGCCGUCACCGGGGCGACCGGGACCACCGCCGUCACCGGGGCGACCGCGACCACCGCGGUCACCGGGGCGACCGCGCCGCCGACCAUAACCCGACAAACUCACAGACGCCAAUCGGAUCCAUUCUGCCAAACAAUCCUCCGGCCCCGAGUUGCGAUGUGGCACAAAACACGAGGAUCCCGUGCGGACCUCCCGACAUCUCGGCCGACCUCUGCGUCGCCAUGGGCUGCUGCUCCGACGGACGGCGGUGCUAUUACGGAAAGUCGGUGACCGUCCAGUGCACCAAAGACGGCCGCUUCAUCGUCGUGGUGGCGAGAGACGCCACUCUGCCCAACAUCGACCUCGAGUCGGUCUCCCUGCUGAGCAAAGCUCCGGGCUGCACGCACGUCGACUCCAAUUCAGGCUUCGCCAUCUAUAACUUUGCCGUCACCUCAUGUGGCACCGUUGUUUCGGAGGAGCCUGGUGUUAUAAUCUAUGAGAACAGAAUGGUCUCCUCCGAUGAAGUGGAAACCGGGCGUUAUGGAGUCGUUACCAGAGACAGUCCCUUUGAAUUGCUCUUCCGGUGUCGGUACAUCGGCGCCGCUGUUCAAACCGUGGUUGGAGAAGUUCUGCCGUUGAUAGAUAUUGUUCUCCCGGCUGCUGCCGUGGGACCCAUCAGAGUAGAGCUGAGGCUGGGUAACGGGCGCUGCGUUUCAAAGGGUUGUAACGAAGAGGAUGUGGCCUACGCUUCGUACUACGCUGACGCCGACUACCCCGUGAGCAAAGUCCUGAGGGACCCCGUGUACGUGGAGGUUCGACUCCUCGAGAAGACGGAUCCCGACCUCGUCCUGACCCUUGGGCGCUGCUGGGCGACCACGAGCCCCAACCCUCACGCCAUGCCCCAGUGGGACAUCCUGACAGACGGGUGUCCAUGCAGCAACGAUAACUACCUGUCCUCUCUGGUUCCGGUCGGCCCCUCCUCCGGUCUGGACCUCCCCGGUCACUACAGACGUUUCCUUUUCAAAAUGUUUACCUUUGUUGACCGAGCGUCAUCUCAACCCUCGAGGGAACAGGUGUUCAUCCACUGCAGCACGGCCGUGUGCACACCUGCCGGGGGACGCUCCUGUGAACCAACAUGCCACAGAAAAAUCAGAGACGUCUCCGAUGUGGCCCGGACGACUUCCGUGUCAAAGGUCGUGGCCUCUGUAGGACCGGUGACCAUGGGGGGGGGGCGUCUUCGGACUUAACGAUGUCCAACUCAAGAAUUUGGCCGAGAUCAUGAAGUAAAAGAUUUGCAUUUCUUGAGUGAGCACCUUCCUACCACUAGAUGGCGGUACACCACACCUCGGUGAUGGAUUGAAGAUGAAUUGGUUCUAUUUACUUAUUUGCUGCCAUGUGACCCGUCUCGUGACCCCUCGGUGACCUCUGGACUUGGGAACCAAUGCAACAGAUUACCAGCUCUUGAGCAUGUUGGACCAACCAGCAUGAAAUAAAGUUACAAUCCAAUAACA
Messenger RNA from Pseudoliparis swirei, 2317 nucleotides. RefSeq names its product zona pellucida sperm-binding protein 4-like. Lineage: Eukaryota; Metazoa; Chordata; Actinopteri; Perciformes; Liparidae. Gene Ontology annotation, cellular component: egg coat. Gene Ontology annotation, biological process: binding of sperm to zona pellucida; prevention of polyspermy. The transcript is spliced from 8 exons. The record is from RefSeq and is a predicted model, not a curated record. Bases 35 to 2053 code for a protein of 672 amino acids. Gene Ontology annotation, molecular function: structural constituent of egg coat; acrosin binding.